Messenger RNA from Symphalangus syndactylus (siamang), 5550 nucleotides. It is a transcript of the gene TF, whose product is annotated as transferrin. Gene Ontology annotation, molecular function: ferric iron binding. Gene Ontology annotation, biological process: intracellular iron ion homeostasis; antibacterial humoral response; iron ion transport. Gene Ontology annotation, cellular component: extracellular region; recycling endosome; plasma membrane. The record is from RefSeq and is a predicted model, not a curated record. NCBI's taxonomy places the organism in Eukaryota, Metazoa, Chordata, Mammalia, Primates, Hylobatidae.
CUCAGAGCUCCAUGAAUAAGGACCCAUCAUUUGACUGUAAUGUCCACAUCUGAUAAAUGGAGGUACUGAUCUUAUCUUGCAGGGCUGCCCCAAUGAUCUUGCCCCAGGACAGUGCCUCACACAUACAAGGGGAUAAAAACAUGAUAUUUUCUUCCAGCUGAGCAUAAUCAAGCCAGUCCAUGUCUUGCAGUUGGUACUCAGACCUCUCCCAGACUGACCAGCCCCUGUGCUGGCAAAGCCCUGGGGGCUGUGUGCUUUUGGAGAAAUGGCAAGGCUGGGAGUCUCAUGUCUGUCCCUCUCUCGGUGUGACCCCAGAUGAGCUCCUUGGCCCCUGCAUGUCCUGGUUUCCUGGGAGAGGCAGUGUCCCUGGUGGAUGCAUACACUCUGGAACCAGACUGCCUUCUUUUGUAUUCUGACUUUGCAGCUGACCUUGAACAAGGUAUCGUCCUCUCUGGUCCUCAGUUUCCUUGUCUCAUCUGUAAGAUGCAGAUGCUAAAGCACCAAAGUCAGAGGGAUAUGGUAAGUGCUCAGUGAAGCUCCCAGUAAAUCUCAGCCAUCAUUAACCUAUUAAAAGGGACAGUGAAUCUCCAACUCCAGAGCAUCUCUGGUGUAGAAUUAAAGAAUAUAAGUGAGAGCGCAGGUACAAGUGUCAUAGACAUGGAGCGCUGUAAUGUUAACCUCUUACCUUCAUAUGCUCCUAUAGACAUAUAUAGGCAUAGGCACCCCAUACAGCUAGGGCCAUGCAACAUGUACACCCCAAAGCUGACCUCACCCCUGCCUACCCCAUCCAAGGAAUGGCAAGCACGAGGCUCUGCUGUUGUCCUCCUGAGCAAGAGCCAAGGCCCUGGCCUCUCCAUCUAGGUGUGUGUAGAUGAUGUGGGAGCACCAGUUCUCUAUGUCUUGUCUGAGCUUCCUUCAUAUCCCAUGAGGCUGUGUACUUCCUUCCCAGCACCUGUCUUGGGCUUGGACUCAAAGGACCCCUUCUGAGGACAGGGCAUAGAGUUGGCUGGUCUGGAGAGGACUCAGCCCGGCCAGUAGGUAGUUGCUCCCUGCUGAGGGGCUCUGGCUAGGCUAUGGGCCUGUGGCUGGAGGAGUGGCCUCAGAGGGGUUUAGUCUAUGAAUGUAGAUGGGCUCCAGGGAAGGAGAGUCACUGACCAUCUUCUUUCCAUGCCCUGUGUUGAGCUUCCCUGAGUUUGUGGCAUGAGCUCAACCUUUGGUAACUAGACUUCCUGCUCUCUGGCAGACCCUGCAAGCUUGUUACAGGGCCUGUCCAUGCAUCAGCUGUAUGUGUGCAUGCUGCUCUGCCGGGUGCCUCCCAGUUAGCCUUGCCCCUGACUUUUCCUGCUCAUCUCACAUCCCUACCUCAAGGUCUCCAAAUGAAUCCAGACCACUGCCUAGAGCCUGCUGCAGGGCCAGUAGGAAUAUGGCCCUCAUGCCAAAAGUCUUCUUUCCCUAUGGCUCGAGCGCAAGGGGCCCAUGGACGGGCAAGGGGGGAAUGAGACAAGGCAGCAGUGGUCACUCUCCCUUGCUGGUGAGGCUGAUGUGUUGGGAAAGCCAGACUUGACUUCUGUCCUCACUGUAAACAGAAAGCUUCUGCAGUGGACUCUAAAGUGGGAGGUGUGUAACCCCUUUGCAUAUGAGAUAGUCUUUUGGAGUGUGGGAGAACAUAACCUAACUUCCAGUUAUAUUUAUUGUUAUUGCAAAAGAUUAACAAAUUAUCAUUCAUUCAUAUUGAAUGUGUGAAUUGGCCCUAUCUCCCACCUGAGUCUGCAGUCACGACAGAUGGAGCCUUUGAGGUGUCCUAAGGGAAGAUGGGGAUCACCUCACAAUGCUAUAGGUGAAGACGGGGGUGCCAACCCUGCCCUUUGUUUUGGCAUUUUUAUUUCCAUACUUUGUGGUUUGUAUGUGCCCAGUUAAACGGAUGUACAGAUUAGAUAAUCUGGCUUUAACUCCAACCUUCAUGAGAUGCACACAUGCCUUAAAAAGAUUCCUACAAAGAAACUAGAAUUAGGAGAUAAUUCUGACAACACAAAAACAAAUGAACAAAAAUCAAACGCCUGACCUGACACGUCCACUAGGCUUGGUAUGAGCUUGGUCAACUAAAACAUGAGACAGAAUGAAUGACCAUCUGGUCAGGUUGGAUAAGAAGUAACUUUUGGCAAAAUCUCUGAAGUCUGGAUUUACACUUCGUGGAAGGAAUCUUGACCUUUCCCCAAGUAUAUUAUGCCUUGAGAUAAUAAUCCUAUAUAAGGCCGCAUAAGCAAAAUGACAUUUGAAAACGAGUUUCAUCUUUAGCUCAUCCUUUUACAAAUUUCUAUUCCUUGUGCAUGAUUGAAGUGUACACAUUUUUUUAGUUAAAAUAUAAGCAUACAGAAGGCACAAGUUCAAUAUUUUUCCUGAUAAGGAUGUGCAAUUAAACCAGUUAGGAGACUCAUCUACUAGAGGGGGACAUGGUGGCCCCAGGCUGUAAGAACAGGCCACACCCUCCACUGGGCCGCUUGCUUUGUGCUAAGAUGGCACUUUGUUCUGAGCCUCACAGUGUCUUGACCAUGUUCUUAUCGGAGGGAGUUCAUCUUCCCCUAUGACUCUGUCCCUAGUCUAAGGUGUCCCACAGGAAGCUUGAGGGCAGGAAGUUUUCCAGCCCAGGAGCCCGAGCUCAGCGGGGCAGGAAGAGGGAGCAGCUCCUCCACGGGGGACCUUUGAGAGCCCAGGAGCAGGAUAUCGAGGGACACCUGGUGGGGAGCAAAAGGUGCUGAGUCUGUCUUUGACCUUGAGCCCAGCUUGUUUGUCCUGCAUCCUCUCCCAAAAGGGGUUUUGCCUGUCAUUCUCCAGUUCUACUGUGGGGUCUGGGCGCAGUUCUUUGCCCUCUCCAGCCUCGGAGUCUUCCUCUGUGGACUGUGCAGAUAGGACUGGUGGCACGGACCAGCUCGGCAGCCCUGGAGUCAGGAGCAGAGCCACCCAGCUCCCAGCCCGCCGUAGCCGCUCCUGGCACCGAGCGAGCCGCGAUGACAAUGGCUGCAUUGUGCUUCAUGUCCCUUCCCAUCAGCAUUUCUGUGCUGGACUCCUUCCACUCGCGGGUCGUCUCCAGAGCUCAGAAAAUGAGGUGAUCAGUGGGACGAGUAAGGAAGGGGGGUUGGGAGAGGGGCGAUUGGGCAAUCGGGCUGCACAAACACGGGAGGUCAAAGAUUGCGCCAGCCGGCCCAGGCCGGGAAUAAAGGGACGCGGGGCGUGGGAGGCUGCACAGAAGCGAGUCGGACUGUGCUCGCUGCUCAGCGCCGCACCCGGAGGAUGAGGCUCGCCGUGGGAGCCCUGCUGGCCUGCGCCGUCUUGGGGCUGUGUCUGGCUGUCCCUGAUAAAACUGUGAGAUGGUGUGCAGUGUCGGAGCAUGAGGCCACUAAGUGCCAGAGUUUCCGCGACCAUAUGAAAAGCGUCCUUCCAUCCAAUGGUCCCAGUGUUGCUUGUGUGAAGAAAACCUCCUACCUUGAUUGCAUCAGGGCCAUUGCGGCAAACGAAGCGGACGCUGUGACGUUGGAUGCAGGUUUGGUGUAUGAUGCUUACCUGGCUCCUAAUAACCUGAAGCCUGUGGUAGCAGAGUUCUAUGGGUCAAAAGAGGAUCCACAGACUUUCUAUUAUGCUGUUGCUGUGGUGAAGAAGGAUAGUGGCUUCCAGAUGAACCAGCUUCGAGGCAAGAAGUCCUGCCACACAGGCCUAGGCAGGUCCGCUGGGUGGAACAUCCCCAUAGGCUUACUUUACUGUGACUUACCUGAGCCACGUAAACCUCUUGAGAAAGCAGUGGCCAAUUUCUUCUCGGGCAGCUGUGUCCCUUGUGCAGAUGGGACGGACUUCCCCCAGCUGUGUCAACUGUGUCCAGAGUGUGGCUGCUCCACCCUUAACCAAUACUUCGGCUACUCAGGAGCCUUCAAGUGUCUGAAGGAUGGUGCUGGGGAUGUGGCCUUUGUCAAGCACUCGACUAUAUUUGAGAACUUGGCAAACAAGGCUGACAGGGACCAGUAUGAGCUGCUUUGCCUGGACAACACCCGGAAGCCGGUAGAUGAAUACAGGGACUGCCACUUGGCCCAGGUCCCUUCUCACACCGUCGUGGCCCGAAGUAUGGGUGGCAAGGAGGACUUGAUCUGGGAGCUUCUCAACCAGGCCCAGGAACAUUUUGGCAAAGACAAAUCAAAAGAAUUCCAACUAUUCGGCUCUCCUCAUGGGAAGGACCUGCUGUUUAAGGACUCUGCCCAUGGGUUUUUAAAAGUCCCCCCCAGGAUGGAUGCCAAGAUGUACCUGGGCUAUGAGUAUGUCACUGCCAUCCGGAAUCUACGGGAAGGCACAUGCCCAGAAGCCCCAACAGAUCAAUGCAAGCCUGUGAAGUGGUGUGCCCUGAGCCACCACGAGAGGCUCAAGUGUGAUGAGUGGAGUGUUAACAGUGAAGGGAAAAUAGAGUGUGUAUCAGCAGAGACCACCGAAGACUGCAUCGCCAAGAUCAUGAAUGGAGAAGCUGAUGCCAUGAGCUUGGAUGGAGGGUUUGUCUACAUAGCGGGCAAGUGUGGUCUGGUGCCUGUCUUGGCAGAAAACUACAAUAAAAACAGCCCUGAUUGUGAGAAUACACCAGAGGCAGGGUAUUUUGCUGUAGCAGUGGUGAAAUCAGCUUCUGACCUCACCUGGGACAAUCUGAAAGGCAAGAAGUCCUGCCAUACGGCAGUUGGCAGAACCGCUGGCUGGAACAUCCCCAUGGGCCUGCUCUACAAUAAGAUCAACCACUGCAGAUUUGAUGAAUUUUUCAGUGAAGGUUGUGCCCCUGGGUCUGAGAAAGACUCCAGUCUCUGUAAGCUGUGUAUGGGCUCAGGCCCAAACCUGUGUGAACCCAACAACAAAGAGGGAUACUACGGCUACACAGGGGCUUUCAGGUGUCUGGUUGAGAAGGGAGAUGUGGCCUUUGUGAAACACCAGACUGUCCUACAGAACACUGAGGGAAAUAACUCUGAUCCGUGGGCUAAGAAUCUGAAGAAAGAAGACUAUAAGUUGCUGUGCCUCGAUGGUUCCAGGGAAUCUGUGUUGGAGUUUGAGAAAUGCCACCUGGCCAGAGCCCCGAAUCAUGCUGUGGUCACACGUAAAGAUAAGGAAGAUUGUGUCCGCAAGGUGUUACUUAACCAGCAGCGCAUAUUUGGAAGCAAUGUAACUGACUGCUCGGGCAACUUUUGUUUGUUCCGGUCCGAAACCAAGGACCUUCUGUUCAGAGAUGACACAGUAUGUUUGGCCCAACUUCAUGACAGAAACACAUAUGAAAAAUACUUAGGAGAAGAAUAUGUCAAGGCUGUUGGUAACCUGAGAAAAUGCUCCACCUCACCACUCCUGGAAGCCUGCACUUUCCGUGGACCUUAAAAUCUCAGAGGUAGGGCUGCCACCAAGGUGAAGAUGGGAGCGCAGAUGAUCCAUGAGUUUGCCCUGGUUUCACUGGCCCAGGUGGUUUGUGCUAACCACGUCUGUCUUCACAGCUCUGUGUUGCCAUGUGUGCUAAACAAAAAAUAAAAAUUAUUAUUGAUUUUA